AUGAGAGUUAUUAAUGUAAAUGCAAGUGGAAAUGAAUCACGGAGUGAUAGGGGCCAUUUGUCGAACCGCAUGACGAAAGGAUAUGAGCAGUAUGAAUUGAGUUGGGAGGAGGAGCGAAAAUGGAGACGAUUUUGGAACGAUUUGGGGGCCGAUUUGGGCUUUAUAUUUGGAUCAAGUUGGUAA
Molecule: messenger RNA, 183 nt
Organism: Debaryomyces tyrocola
Lineage: Eukaryota; Fungi; Ascomycota; Pichiomycetes; Serinales; Debaryomycetaceae
Source: the annotation of a GenBank genome assembly